AUGCUUCCCUCGCCCUGUUCAGGUAGAUUCAGGCUGGCUUCAACCACGUUCGGCCAGCCCUUUGGUUUUCACCUGAACGGACUGAGCCGUCGGGAUCGCUUCUCGCAAACAUCUACCGAGACAGAAAGCCCUGGUGGUGGCCAAACUCUACGCGCUCUUUGGUUGGGAGGGAAAGCCUGUUCUAGGCAGUGUGGACUGACUUCGAAGAGCUUCAUUUGCAAUGAACUGCUGCAGAUCAUCAAGCGCAUGGAGGAGGCUGAGAUGGAGAGACACUACCUGUGGCCAGAUAAUAUUAUGGCUGAUCUGUGCGCAUAUGUUGUCAGUGCGACCCCUGUGGAUAACGACAUCAUGAAUUUGGAUUGCCAGGAGUAUGUGCCUGAUAUUCCCAACAAGCUAGAAUAUGAGUUUAUUUUGGAAGAGGGUGAUAAGGAGAAGUGUGCAGCCAAGGAGGGAUUGAAGGAAAAGCAAGGUGCAAUUCCCAAUCUAGUCUUCAUUGCAAUCAAGUGUCAAUUUGAAAUUCCUCCAUUCCCUUCCAAAACCAAAUGA
Molecule: messenger RNA, 546 nt
Organism: Histoplasma capsulatum G186AR
Lineage: Eukaryota; Fungi; Ascomycota; Eurotiomycetes; Onygenales; Ajellomycetaceae
Exons: 4
Coding region: 1-546 (181 amino acids)
Source: RefSeq, a predicted model, not a curated record